GUAAUUCGGGCAUAGCUAGCAAGCGUAGGAGGACACUUUCACCGUACGCAUCCCCACACGCCGCUGCUUUUCAUGGAGUUAAGUCGAGAAGACGCAUAGUACAUAAAGGCAAGCCAGUGUCCAACAGAAAGACUUCGCUAACGUUCUCUUGAUAUGUCAAGCCUUGUAUGGUUGAUCACCGGCUGCUCGAGUGGCUUUGGUGAGCAGUUCGUUCGCAGCGCCAUUUCUCGAGGCGACAAAGUCAUUGCGACUGCACGUAAUCUCGACAAGAUAAGACACCUUGAAGUCGAUGGAGUCAUAAUUAUGCGGCUGGAUGUCACAGACGAGGUGCAAAGCAUCAACAGUGCCAUUGAGAAAGCAAUUUCGAUUCAUGGCCGAAUUGAUGUCCUCGUCAACAACGCAGCUUACGUUACAAUCGGAUUGGUCGAGGAUCUCAGGCAUGAGGAUUAUCUAGCGCAGUUCAACACAAACCUCUUUGGCACAAUAAAGGUAACGCAAGCCGUCUUGCCCCAUUUUCGCCAGCGCCGCUCCGGAACGCUUCUGUUCUUAAGUUCAUUGUCUGGGUGGAUCGGCCACCCGGGUUGUUCCGCCUACGCAGGUUCAAAAUUCGCGUUGGAAGGCUGGGCUGAGUCUCUGAGCGGUGAGGUCGCAAGCUUCGGUAUCAGAACACUGCUGGUCGAACCUGGCCGCUACCGAACCAAACUUUUGUCGAGCGGCAACAUGAAACCAACGACGAGCAACAUUCCAGACUACGCUGAGUACUCUAAGAACCUGGUCGCUGCCAUCUCUGGUGAAAGCGGAAAGCAGCCAGGUGAUCCAGUCAAGCUGGUCGAGACUGUAGUCGAUCUCGUUCGUGGAGAGGGUAUUGCUUGGGGGAAGCAAAUCCCUUUUAGGUUGCCAAUGGGAUUGGACUGUUAUGAUGAAAUUUUGAAUAAACUUGAAGAGACAAAGCGCAUGCUCCAAAUAUGGGGAGACGUCAUUAGAAGCACAAAUUUUGAUCAAGGAAAUGCAUAGAAAAUGGUCCCUUGUGCAGACAAAGGCUUUGGUUCAAGUACAUCCAACUCUUUAGGUUGCGUAGCAUAAUAUUGACCUCCGGCAAACGGCAGAAACGUAAAUCUCCAUAUAGUAAAUUACUGUUCCCUUUUCUGACCUUUUGGGGUACUC
This is a messenger RNA of Verruconis gallopava, 1164 nucleotides long. RefSeq lists its product as hypothetical. NCBI's taxonomy places the organism in Eukaryota, Fungi, Ascomycota, Dothideomycetes, Venturiales, Sympoventuriaceae. The transcript is spliced from 2 exons. Bases 154 to 1014 code for a protein of 286 amino acids. Gene Ontology annotation, molecular function: oxidoreductase activity. The record is from RefSeq and is a predicted model, not a curated record.